This is a messenger RNA of Clunio marinus, 306 nucleotides long. The record is from the annotation of a GenBank genome assembly. Lineage: Eukaryota; Metazoa; Arthropoda; Insecta; Diptera; Chironomidae.
AUGCUUCCAGCAACACAAAUUAAAAUUAAUAGCGUGAUAAGGGGCGGAGAAGUGAUAAAUGAAGUUGAAUUAAUUUUGAAACACAAGAAAUUUUUGAAAUAUCAUUUCCCAAAAUGUGAUGACAAGCAUUGCAGCAGACCAUGUCUAUCUGUAGCUUUAUCUUUAGAUUACAAGCAAUUGAUUAAAAAGGAAAAAUCUUUAAGAACUCGUGAAGAAACUUGUCUUCAUAACUCAAAAUAUAAUAAAAACAGAAUAAAUCAACAAAAACAUCUGGCAACUCUACAAGACUUAUCGCUUUGUAGAUGA